Messenger RNA from Hemicordylus capensis (graceful crag lizard), 6129 nucleotides. RefSeq lists its product as uncharacterized. Gene Ontology annotation, molecular function: RNA polymerase II cis-regulatory region sequence-specific DNA binding; DNA-binding transcription factor activity, RNA polymerase II-specific. The transcript has 10 exons. The coding region runs from base 421 to 4857 and encodes 1478 amino acids. NCBI's taxonomy places the organism in Eukaryota, Metazoa, Chordata, Lepidosauria, Squamata, Cordylidae. Gene Ontology annotation, biological process: regulation of transcription by RNA polymerase II. The record is from RefSeq and is a predicted model, not a curated record.
CUGCGGUGUUCCCUCCCCCGGAAAUGGGCUCUUUUGAAUGUCCGUUUUCCCCGGAAGUGGCAGCCGUUGUUUUGGGGCUGGAUCCUGGUCGUUCAUACCCCUCGGAGGAGGAUCUGAGUGGAAGGCCCUCCAGCCAGGUUUGAACACUUUCUCCUCCUCCUCCUUUCAGUGUUUGUCACCCUGAAACGUCCAAUAUUGUAAGUAUUGUAAGGUGAGAAUCCAGCUGGGGAGGAAUCCAGAUGCUGUACCAUUAAAGCCCUGCUGUUCACUGUACACAUCCAAUAGCAAUAUAGCAAUAGCAAUAGCACUUACAUUUAUAUACUGCUCUAUAGCCGGAGCUCUCUAAGCGGUUUACAGGAGAGUCUUAUCCAGGAGAGUCUUAUCUCUGAGCUUCUUUUGGUAGAGAGUGAAAGAGAGGAUAUGGACGCAGGGCAGGGGAAGCAGCCGGACUUCCCAUUCCAGGCUGUGCAGAAGCACUGGAUGUCCCCGGGAGUGAAAAUGGAGGAACAAGACCCAGGAGGCUCUGCACCAAAGGAGGAAUCGGAGGAAACAGGAAAAGCUGUCCUCCAAGCUGGAAGGCUCCAGGAAUUCCUGCAGAGGAUUCCCGGAGAACAAGUUAAACAGGAACCAAAGGAGGGUCUUCUUCAGCGCUGGGAUGCCCAAUGGCAGGAGUUUCUGAAGACAGUGGAGUCCCCUUGCUCUGGACUGGCAAUCCCCCAGCUGACAGAAGAGCCCGCUCCAUGGGAUGAUACUAAGGCCUUUCUGGCCUCCUUUGAGCAAGUGGCCGAAGCCUGUCAAUGGCCCAGGGGAGAGUGGGUGACCCAGCUCCUGCCAGCUCUGAGUGGAGAAGCCAAGAAGGCCUUUGACAGGCUGGAGAUCGGAGACAGAGAGGAUUAUGGGAAGGUAAAAGCAGCCAUCUUACGACAGGAUGCUCUGGCCCGGGAAAGGUGGGGUCACCACUUCAGGCAUUUCUGCUACCAGGAGGCUGAGGGUCCGAGAGGGGCUUACAGCCAACUGCAGAAACUUUGCCAUGGGUGGCUAAGGGUAAAGAAGCAGACAAAGGAGCAGAUUCUGGAGCUGCUGAUCUUGGAGCACUUCCUGGCCGUCCUUCCACCGGAGAUCCAGAGCUGGGUGCGGGAUUGUGGCCCAGAGACCUGUUCCCAGGCGGUGGCCCUGGCUGAGGGUUUCCUGCAGAUGCAGCUAGAAGCCAAGAGACAGGAAAAACAGAAGCCAGCAUCACUUCAGGAGGCAGCCCCGGGUUUCUCCCGAUCUUCACAGGCUCUGCCUGACCCUGUCCACAGGCGGCAGUACAGGGAGACCACGCAAGAGGGUGACCACGGAGAUGUGAAUUCACAAGCAGAUUCCAUGCAAGUAGACGAGUGUGAAGAAAGAAACCGUCGGCUAGGAAGACCUGAGCAAGCAGAACCAUCCCAAAGAAGAGUGCUGAAGAAUGUUUCCAGGACCCUGAAAGAGGGUGACUCCUCUGAGGAUCGGAGUGAACCAAAGAGGCAGCUAGGGGGGAGCCACCCACGGAUGGGAGUGGGGGAUCCUGUUUCUUGUGGGGUAAGUGAGAAACCCCUCCAUGAAGGCCUGCUGCAGCAAACGGCACUCAGUGGGUCUGAGGAAGGCUUUGAACAGGAGUCUGGCUUUAUCAAAUGUGAAGAGGUUGUAAUCCAAGAGCUGACUUAUCAAUGUGAGGAUGGUGAAAGCCUCAGCUGCAAGGAUCCUCUGAUGAGACAUCCGCAAGUCCACCCUGGGGGGAAGUCCAACCAGUGUGCCUACUGCGGGAAAACCUUCAGCCGCAGGCCGAACCUUGUGACGCACGAGAGGACCCACACUGGGGAGAAGCCGUACGGGUGCUCAUACUGUGGGAAAACCUUCAUCCAGAACUCCCACUUGAUCGUGCAUGAGAGGACGCACACUGGAGAGAAGCCCUACAAGUGUUGCACCUGUGGGAAGAGCUUCAGCAGCACUUCCAACCUCCACACGCACAGGAGGACCCACACAGGGGAGAAGCCGUACAAAUGUCCAGUGUGUGGGAAGGGCUUCGUUAAUAAGUCCCACUUGAUUACUCACCAGAGGCAGCACAAUGUGGAGAAGCUGCAGAUGGAACAGCCGGAUCUGGGGAAAAAGUUUUGUCUAAAGGACUCAGUGGCACUGGCGGCGUGCCGUGCUGAGUGGGCUGCGGCUACCUCCCCCGCUCCCGUCUCUCAGCCCCCCAAGGCCAAGAAGACUAAAAAGCUCUCAAAGGAGCAAAAAGCAGCGGCGCGCGCAGCCAAGCGCACCGCGCCGCAAGCGGCUGCAAUUAAUCAGCCAGAGCUCGCUCAUCGGGCUGAGGGGGAAGCUGGCGGGGGAGGCCCCUCCCCGCCACCGCUGCAAGGCGCGGUGCCUUCUCAUCAGGACCUGCCGGCGCCCGGCCCUUCCCAGGUAGGGUCACUGGGGUCCUCCUUACAGGGCGAGCCGCCUGCCAAACGCCCCUGCCCUUCUCCUCCUGAACGGGAGCGGGCGCAUUCCAGGGAGGCCGAGGAAGAGAUUCCGGCCAGUUUCGCCGCUCUCCUCAGGCGCGUGGUGGCGGAAGAACUCGGGAGGUUAGUGCCCGAUUUGGCACGACAAAUUCCCGCCAUUGUUGCUCCGGCCGCCAUUUUGGGUCCUCAGGGAACGGGGGAAUCGUCCACCUCUCAACCAUGUUUUCCCGCCUUCAGCGCUCCGGAUGCCAUUUUAAGCCCUCAGGAGGUGGGGGAACCUGCCGAGUUGUACCCGCGGCCGUCCUCUUCCAGGCCUCCGAGAGCUCCCUUAGGGCCACCUCAUUUGUCCCCCUGUGCCCCAAGUUGCCCCCAGGCCCAGGGCUCUGGCUUGGCAGCGCCUGUUCUGCUCCCGGAGGAGGAUAGGGAGCGCACAGACAAGUCGGAUUCCGACAGAGAAGAGGGGGAACUCUCUGGGGACGAGGGGGAGUCCCUGCCACCGUCCCAGACUCCCUACAGGCUUUUUAAUCAGGGGGACUUCCCAGUCCUGCUCCACAAGGCACUCUUUUGCUUUAAGAAAGAAUCUGGUAGAAGGACAAGGAGAUCUGUCCUACUGAAGGCUGCCUUUGAGGGCAGGUUAAAGAUGGGAGAGGAAGACUUUGCUGGCCCUGAGGCCUUUGAGACUGGGAGCACUGGGGAAUUCUGGGAAAGGACUGUGCAGAAGAUCCUGGGUGAAGACAGCCUCACGUCAGACGUACAGCGCCAGCGCUUCAGGCAGUUCCGCUACCAGGAGGCCGAGGGACCGAGAGGGGUUUGCAACCGACUCCGUGACCUUUGCCAUCAGUGGCUGAAACCAGAACAAAGUGCAAAAAGUCAGAUGCUGGACCUGGUGAUCCUGGAACAGUUUCUGGCCAUCCUGCCCCCGGAGAUGGUGAGCUGGGUCAGAGAAUGUGGACCGGAGACCAGUUCCCAGGCAGUGGCCCUGGCGGAAGUUUUUCUGUUGAGUCAGAGAGAGGACAAGAAGCAGGGAGAGCAGGAGGUGCUGGGGCCAUUGACAGAAGCAGCGACUGAUUUCCACGAGGCAGCGACUGUUCCCUUGGACACCAGAGAGAGGCCGCUCUUCAGGUGGAUUGUGCAGGAAGGUGACCGAGGUGGUGGAAUGACACUCACACUCUGCACUCGAUCGUCUCCUCUUUGUGACAGUGUGGCAACGUCUUCUGUGCAGCCAGAUCAGGAUCUGUUGACCUUUGAGGAGGUGGCUGUGUAUUUCACCGAGGACGAGUGGGAUCUACUGGAUGCAGGCCAAAGGGCCCUGCAUACGGAAGUCAUGGUGGAGAACUGUGGGAAUCUGGCCUCUCUCGCAGGUGACAUGUGGGAGAGUAAGAAUGAGAGGGAACCAUACAAGGUGUCAUGGGAAAGACCUGGAUAUAAAGAGGAAGGGCAGCAGAGAAUGGAGCCUGGAGAACAGAAGCAGAUGACACAAAAGCCUGUUGGGUUUCGGCCUGGUGGCUUCCAUGAAAUCUCAAUCCAAGGACAAAUUGACAAAGAAAAGAACAAGUGUCCUGUGUGUGGGAAAAACUUCAGUAGUAAAUCAAGCCUUAAUGUUCAUUGGAAAAUCCAUACAGGGGAGAAACCAUUUAAAUGCUUGGAGUGUGGGAAGAGCUUUUGUCAGAAGGAGAAACUUAUUAGGCAUGAAAGAAUCCAUACAGGGGAGAAACCAUACAGUUGCUUAGAGUGUGGGAAGUGUUUCAUUCAGAAAAUAGACCUUACUUCCCAUCAAAGAAUCCACACAGGAGAGAAGCCGUAUCAAUGCUUGGUGUGCGGAAAGAGUUUCAGGCAGAGUGCACACCUUAUUUCACAUCAGAAAAUUCAUACUGGGGAGAAACCAUAUCAAUGCUUGGAGUGUGGGAAGACCUUCAGUUUUAGCCACAGCCUUACAUUGCAUCAAAGAGUCCACACAGGCGAGAAACCUUACAAAUGUUUAGAAUGUGGAAAGACCUUCCGCCAGACUGCAAGCCUCAGUUCACACCAAAGAAUCCACACGGGGGAGAAGCCGUAUGAAUGUUUGGAGUGUGGAAAGAACUUCAGUCGAAACUCACACCUAAUUAGACAUCGAAGAAUGCAUACAGGCGAGAAACCAUAUAAAUGCUGGGAGUGUGGAAAGUGCUUUAGUCGGAGUACACACCUUAGUUCACAUCAAAGAAUCCACACUGGGGAGAAACCGUAUAAAUGCUGGGACUGUGGAAAGAGCUUCCGUAAGGACUCAAACCUAACUUCACAUCAAAAAAUCCACACAAGGGAGAAGCAGUAUGAGUGGUUGGACUGUAGUGUACACUUUUCUGAUAAAUCAGUCCUUGAAAAACAUCAGGACUCUUACACGGAAGGUAAACCUUAAAGGUCUGGAAUGAGAAAAGUUGGGUCCACUAAAGAAAGAAGCUGCGCAAGCACUCAAAAGUGUUGCACAAACUUCUGUGCUAGAUCAAGCCUUAAUGCGUGACAAAGAAUUCACUCAGUGGAGAAUCCUCGAAAUGUGGAAAGCAGUUGAAGUGGAGCACAUAUUUACUUCAUAUCAAAGGAUUUACACUCCUGUUGAAACAUUGGUCAGAAAAAACUGUAGGGCAAUCAGAAAAAGAGAAUCCAAACAGAAGGGAAAAUGUAUAAUUCCUCAGAAUGUGGCAGAAACAUCUUUUUGCAUAUGAAUUAUUGCAAACGAGUACAAGAAGGCUUGUGAAGGAAAUUUUGAGUUGAAGUCAACCUCUUACAAGAUAUCAGAGCAGUCUUGUGAAUGGGCACACAUCUAGGUCAUCAGUGGCAAAGUAAUAUUUGUGUUCCAGUGAUGCCCCACUACCCCAGGGAUAGAUCGUGCAUUGCAAAAGAGGAAAAACAUUUAUAAAUAUCUGGACUGCCUUCUUUAAAACUCUGCAUUCUCUUCACUUUUGCAGAACGAAACCCAUUUUGAAAGAACCUGUAAUAAUGAAAGCACUGAAGACGGAGGGCAAAAGCACUUCUCAGAUAAAAACCAAAGGCGAGGAAGGCAGUGCCAAUGCUCUGGCAAGAAAUAGCUAUAAAUUGAAAACACACGUUGGGCUAUUCAGUUAAUGUAGAGCAAAUCGUAGCCUACAAGGAACUCCUCCAGUUCUAGCUCUUCCGGUCACCUUUGCAAUCCAGAACAUUCAGAGCUUCUGCAUUCCCAACAGAUGACUGUUCAGCCUCUGCUUAAAGACUUCCAGCAAGGGAGAGCCCAGCACCAUUACCCGCCAGGGAGCUGGUUGAACGGCUCUUACCAUUAAGGAGUUUCUCCGAAUUUUCAGCCCAAAUCUGCCGCCCUGUAACUUAAGCCCAUUAGAUCUAGUCCAGCUGUCUGGGACAGCAGAGAGCAGUUCUUUUUCCUGUGUGACAACUUUUCAGGUAUUUGAAGAGUAAGGGUGUGCACGUACUGCGGUUCAAGCACUGGUACAGUGCAGGGAGCUGGAGCUUCAAGAGAGAGGAGAGCAGGUCCUUACCUCCACCCUGCUGCCCCGUGCAGCUUCCUACUAGGGCGGUGCUCGGCCCAAGUACCCCCGUGCGGCGCCGGCGUGCACAUGUCCACGCAUGUGUGUGGCCAGCAACACCUGACCAUGCAAAUGGUGCCCGCGCAUGCGUGGAUGCCAUGUGUAUGCUGGUGCUG